Molecule: messenger RNA, 3049 nt
Organism: Phaedon cochleariae (mustard beetle)
Lineage: Eukaryota; Metazoa; Arthropoda; Insecta; Coleoptera; Chrysomelidae
Source: the annotation of a GenBank genome assembly
AACCUAACUUUUCUUGACGAUAACAAAACGUUGAAAACUUAAAAUCUAAAUAGCUGUAAAGAAAUAAAGAAAAGAAAGUAAGGAGCAUAUAACUGAGAUAUAUCAGAAUGGAUGCAGAUUUAUAUGAUGAGUUUGGUAAUUACAUUGGUCCUGAAUUGGACAGUGAUGACGAAGAGGAGGAAGAACAGGAACAAGUGGAUGAAGAUGAGCGACAAGAGUUUGAUGAUGAACAAAUGGAAGACGAGCCUCAGCCAAUGGCUAUCGUCUUACAUGAAGACAAGCAGUACUAUCCAUCAGCUUUGCAAGUGUAUGGGCCAGAUGUUGAAACAAUAGUUCAGGAAGAAGAUGCUCAGGCAUUAGAUGUACCAUUAGUGGAACCAGUGAAGAAAAAGAAGUUCCAAUUGAGAGAACAAGAUCUGCCAGAGACUGUUUACAGCAUGGAAUUCCUUGCUGACAUGAUGGACAAUACAUCUUUGAUCAGAAAUGUUGCACUGGUAGGACACUUGCAUCAUGGAAAGACUUCCUUUGUAGACUGUCUGAUCAGACAGACUCACCCUGGAUAUAGAGAUAAUGAAGAGAGGAAUUUGAGAUACACAGACACACUAUUUACAGAACAAGAACGUGGUUGUUCCAUCAAGUCUGUUCCUGUGACUUUAUUGUUGCAGGACAUCAAGAACAAAAGUUAUCUGAUGAAUAUUUUUGACACACCAGGGCAUGUAAAUUUUUCUGAUGAAGUAACAGCUGCUAUGAGACUUUGUGAUGGUAUUGUAUUGUUUGUGGAUGCUGCUGAAGGGGUCAUGUUGAACACAGAGCGUCUUCUGAAGCAUGCUGCACAAGAACAGUUGCAGAUAACUGUAUGCAUAAAUAAAAUUGAUAGAUUAAUGCUGGAGUUGAAAUUGCCUCCACAAGAUGCCUACUAUAAGCUCAGGCACAUAGUGGAGGAAAUAAAUGGUUUGCUUACUUUAUAUUCAGAUGAUGCCAAUCCCCAUAUAGUGUCCCCAGUAUUGGGGAAUGUAUGCUUUGCUAGUGCCCAAUAUGGUGUUUGUUUCACAUUGAAAUCCUUUGCUAAUAUCUACAACUUGUACUAUGGAGAAGUGAAUAUUGAUGAGUUCUCUAAACGGUUAUGGGGAGAUAUAUACUUCAACCCCAAAUCAAGAAAAUUCACCAAAAAAGCUCCUCACAAUUCAGCCCAAAGAACUUUUGUGGAAUUCAUUCUGGAACCUCUGUAUAAAGUUUUUGCCCAAGUAGUAGGUGAUGUUGAUGCAAGUUUAUUGGAAGUAAUGGAUGAACUGGGAAUAAAGCUUACCAAAAAUGAGAUGAAACUAAACAUUAGACCUCUUCUAAGACUAGUUUGUGACAAGUUCCUAGGAGACUUCAAUGGGUUUGUGAACAUGUGUGUAGAACACAUAAGCUCUCCUCUAGAUAAUGCAAAAAAGAAGGUAGACCACAUCUAUACAGGCCCCACAACUAGUAAAAUCUAUGAUGACAUGGUAAAUUGUGAUCAGGAAGGUUUAUUGAUGGUGCACAGUUCUAAAAUGUAUCCAACUGAAGAUUGCACAUUUUUCCAAGUACUAGGUAGGGUCAUGAGUGGUACUUUACAUGCUGGCACUGAUGUGAGAAUAUUAGGAGAAAACUAUACUUUGCAGGAUGAGGAAGAUUCCAGAAUCUUGACUAUAGGAAGACUAUGGAUUUAUGAGUCAAGAUACAAAGUGGAAUUGAAUCGUGUACCAGCUGGAAACUGGGUCCUUAUAGAAGGCAUAGACCAAUCUAUUGUCAAAACAGCUACAUUAACUGACUUGACAAUUCAUGAUGAACUCUAUAUCUUCCGUCCACUUAAGUUCAACACACAGAGCAUUAUUAAAAUAGCAGUUGAGCCAGUCAAUCCAUCUGAAUUACCAAAAAUGUUGGAUGGAUUGAGAAAAGUCAACAAGUCCUACCCUUUGCUAACCACCAGAGUGGAAGAGAGUGGGGAACAUGUUGUUUUGGGAACAGGAGAGCUGUAUUUGGACUGUGUUAUGCAUGAUUUACGGAAAAUGUAUUCAGAAAUUGAUAUCAAAGUAGCUGAUCCAGUGGUUGCAUUCUGUGAAACUGUAGUGGAAACUUCAAGUUUGAAAUGUUUUGCUGAAACUCCAAACAAAAAGAACAAGCUCACAAUGAUUGCUGAACCACUAGAAAAAGGCCUGGCUGAAGACAUUGAAAAUGAAAAUGUACAAAUUGGGUGGAACAAAAAGAAGCUUGGUGAAUUCUUCCAAACAAAAUAUGAUUGGGAUUUACUGGCUGCCAGAAGCAUCUGGGCCUUUGGACCAGAUAACACUGGUCCAAACAUUUUAGUAGAUGACACACUCCCAUCUGAAGUAGACAAAGCCCUACUCAGUUCAGUAAAGGACUCCAUUGUCCAGGGCUUCCAGUGGGGAACCCGGGAGGGCCCCCUUUGUGAAGAACCUAUCAGAAAUACCAAAUUCAAGAUACUAGAUGCUGUCAUUGCCAAUGAACCACUCCAUAGAGGGGGUGGACAAAUAAUCCCCACUGCCAGAAGGGUAGUGUACUCUGCAUUUCUCAUGGCAACACCAAGAUUGAUGGAGCCCUAUUUGUUUGUUGAAGUUCAAGCACCUGCUGAUUGUGUAUCAGCAGUUUACACUGUGCUAGCUAAAAGGAGAGGUCAUGUGACACAAGAUGCACCUGUGCCAGGUUCACCUUUGUACACAAUUAAGGCUUUCAUUCCUGCCAUUGAUAGUUUUGGGUUUGAAACAGAUUUAAGAACACAUACUCAAGGCCAAGCCUUUUGCCUGUCAGUGUUCCAUCAUUGGCAGAUUGUACCUGGGGAUCCUCUGGAUAAAACUAUUGUCAUCAGGCCCUUGGAACCUCAGCCGGCUACACAUUUGGCCAGAGAAUUCAUGAUUAAAACUAGGCGGAGAAAAGGUCUUAGCCAAGAUGUGUCCAUCAACAAGUUUUUCGACGACCCUAUGUUGUUGGAGUUGGCCAGACAAGAUGUCAUGCUUAAUUAUCCGCUUUUGUAAUUUAAAUAUUUAAUAAAGUGUUUUUGACACCU